Molecule: messenger RNA, 869 nt
Organism: Hypoxylon trugodes
Lineage: Eukaryota; Fungi; Ascomycota; Sordariomycetes; Xylariales; Hypoxylaceae
Exons: 3
Coding region: 211-570 (119 amino acids)
Molecular function (GO): zinc ion binding; nucleic acid binding
Source: RefSeq, a predicted model, not a curated record
UGAUCCGAAUAGCAGACCUCAAUUAAUAGCCACGGCAUUUUCUUAGUGUUCGACCCCACCAAAAUUUCUACAAGGAAGAAAUAUUGAAAUUUCCUUACCUAAUACAUCUAAUCGCAAUUAUUCAAGCAAACGCCCAAUACUACGUUUCAAUACGAGAAAUAUCGAUCGCAUUUAUCGUCGACUUGAUUAUCGGUCCGAACAUCAUCCAAAAUGGGAGUUGGCAACAAGCGCACGAUGAGCAAGACUCGUCGGAAGACGAGAGAUCUCGACCAGAUCAAAGCCGACCUCCGAUCACCCAAACAUCUCGCUCAGUACAAGAACACGAAAGCAUCAGAAGAUUUACCAGGUUUGGGUAAAUGGUAUUGCACAGAAUGCGCAAAAUGGUACGAAACCGAAGUCAGCCUUGUCGUCCACAGAAAAGGCAAGCCGCACAAGAGAAGAGUAAAGCAACUUCGUGAAGAACCAUACACCCAGAAGGAAGCCGAAGCAGCCAUUGGCCUACAAACCGACAACGAAGGUCCCUAUCGAUCCGAGAAGGCAGUCAGUACCGAAAUCGCAAUGGCCACUUGAACGAGUGCAAUUUUCCUCAAGCCCGUUUCUCGUAUAAUUACGCUCUCGCGAUGUUUCUCGGGAUAGAGAUAUAGUCCCCAGCGUCAAAUCGACCCAAUUGUCGAACACAUAAUAAAAAUGCGUCAAGAUAUCGCAACAUCACGAAAGGAAUUCCUUAGCCGGAUUGAAUCAGCAGGCGUUUUCAGGGCGUUGGGUUUUCUGAUUUAGUUCAUCUCAAACCGCGAGCUCUAGGUCUAACGAGGCCACUUGUACGACCUCUUCCCGUCCCUGUUCCACCUCUACCUCGCGAUUGUGUACCA